CGAUCAUCAAAAAGUUUGGAUAUCCUUUCCCUCAGCUGCGAUGGUCGCACAAAAGAGGACCCUGGAGGACUCCUCGUCCCCUCAGAAAUCAAAGAAGACGAAGACGCAGAAGAUUGAGAAAUCUGCGAAGAAAACCGCAUCUCAGCCGGCCAGCACACUCGUUCAGGAGGAGGUCGACUUCCCCCGUGGCGGAGGCUCCUCGUUCACCCCCCUCGAGGUUAAGGCGAUCCGCGCUGAGGCUGUCAAGGAGGCCAACGAUGCGCUGUUCAAUGAGGGACAGCAGGAAUCCAAGAAGCGCAAGCGCAAGCAGUCUGAGUCCAAAAAGCCCAAGGCCGACAAGGCAGAGAAGUCGGGAAAGAUACGCAUCGAGCACUUGAACUACAAGCGCAUGAUCCCAGGCCAGAAGAUCCUCGGCCAGAUCAUCUCCGUCCAACCUCUCGCCCUCAUUGUGUCACUUCCCAACCAGCUCCUCGGCCAUGUACCGAUCACGAACAUCUCCACUCAGCUCACUGCUGCUCUUGACGCCAUGGAUGUCGACGAGAGCGACGACGAAGACGCUCCGGCCCAGACGGCUGUCCCGGACCUGGACGAUAUCUUCCAUCCGGGUCAGUACGUUCGCGCCGUGGUAGCGACCGUGCACGCUCCCGGCACGACCGACCUCUCCGGUAUCGGCCGCUCGCGGGACGAGGUGGUGCGCGCCAGCCGCAGAGUUGAGCUCUCCCUCGUUCCGGGGAAGGUGAACGCGGGCGUGCAGAAAGGCGACCUGAAGGAGGGCUUCACUCUCACAGCUGCCGUGCAGAGCGUCGAGGAUCACGGGUACAUCGUUGACCUGGGUAUCCCCGAUGUGUCCGGUUUCCUCUCGUUCAAGGAUGCACCGACCACUUCGACCGACGACGAGGACGCCAAGCUGCCCGUUGGCAGUCUUGUCAACGCUACGGUUCUGAAGCUCUCCAAAAACGGCCGUACAUGUAAUGUGACCGCCGACCCUGCGAAGUUCACUUCGUCCUUCGCCACCGAAGUCACCAACGUCGCUGCAGUCCUUCCCGGAACCCUCGUCCAAUCCCUCAUCACCGCCGCCUCGCCCACUGGCCUCAAUCUUCAAGUCAUCGGCUUCUUCGAUGGCACUAUCGACGAAGUGCACCUGCGCCAAGGUUCAUCGAAUGACUGGAACGUUGGGAAGAAGAUCAAGGCUCGCGUCCUUUACAACUACUCCGACUCACCGCCCAAGCUUGCUCUGGCGUUGAACGAGCACAUCAUUGCGCUCGAUUCGAGAAAAAUCAAGAACCCGGAUAACACCAUGACCGACUUUAGGGAGAGAUACCCUAUUGGCCGGACCGUGGAGAAUGCGAAGAUCGUGAGGGUAGAGCCGGAAAGGGGGUUGAUUGUACAGCUCGAGCCGGGAGUCGAAGGCUUCGUCCAUAUCUCCCACACCUCCGACGAGCAUGUUCCCUCCCUCUCCGCUGCUGGCGCGCACAAAAUUGGUUCUACGCAUCGCGCGCGCGUCACUGGCUACUUCCCCCUCGACGGCCUUCUCCAGCUAUCUAUGAAGCCCUCCAUCCUCGAGCAGAAGUACCUGCAGGUCAGCGACGUUCAGCCGGGGCAGAUCGUCAAGGGUACGAUCAAGAAGCUUACAGACUCUGCUCUGUUCGUCUCGCUCUCGGGCAACAUGGAUGGCGUGGUGUGGCCGAACCAUUAUGCGGACAUUGCGCUGAAGCAGCCAGGGAAGCGCUUCAAGGCAGGCGCGAGCAUCAAGUGCCGCGUCUUGGUGGUUGAUGAGGGGCGGAAGAGGAUAUCGCUGACGGCGAAGAAGACGCUCAUUGAUUCGACGCUACCAGUGCUGGCGCGAUAUGAGGACGCGCAGGUUGGGAUGGUGACGCAUGCGGUGGUGUUCAAGGUCUUCGACAAACACUUGAUGGUCGAGUUCUACAACAACCUGAAAGCCAUUGUACCUGCGAAAGAUGCUGUCGAGUCACCCGAUCAACGCCUCGCCGACUCCUUCCCCGUGGGCAAGCCCGUCAAGGUUCGCCUGACCUCCCUUGAGCCCGAACAGCGCCGUAUCGUCGCCAGCAUCCGCCAAGCUGCCGGCGCUUCGCAGCCAGUCCCCCUCACCGCUGUCGAGAUUGGCGACAUCCUUCCCGGCAAGGUCACCGAGGUUCACAAGGAGCAUGCGUUGCUCACUCUGCAGCCCUCGGGCGUCCGCGCACUUGUCUCGCUCGCCAACGUCGCUAUGCUGCGUGGUGUCUCCGCGGCGCAGGUGCGCACGGCGCUGCAGCCUGGAGAGGUGCUCCCGGACCUCGUUGUCGUCGAGCGUAGUCCGGAAAAGGGCUUCGUCAUUGUCAGCGGCAAGCCAUCGAAGCCCAAGGCGACGAAGGGCGCGGAUGCUUCUGCUAAGCCAGCUGCGAUUACUCUCGACACGGCAGAGGUCGGGCAGGUCGUAACUGGCCGAGUGACGCGGCAUGUCCAGAAGGGCGCGCUGGUGAAGGUCACGGCGAAGGUGCGGGGUAUCUUGCACCCAAGCGACGUUGCGGACGACUUCAACCACGUGAAGGGGCAGCCACUUCCAGCAGUCGACGCUGUGGUGAAGGCCGCUAUCGUUGGCAUUGACAGGGAGAACAAGCAGCUCAUCUUGUCGACUCGUCCGUCGCGGGUGUCGCCUCAGCCUGACCGGAGUGUUCGGGAUAAGGAGAUUGGCGAGAUCAGCGACUUGCACGUUGGGCAAACCGUCCGCGGGUUCAUCAAGAGCGUCGCUGAUCACGGACUUUUCGUCACUGUUGGACGCGGGCUUGAUGCGCGUGUGCAGAUCAAGGAGCUGUUCGACGACUAUGUGAAGGAGUGGAAGCCGCGCUUCAAGGUCAAUCAGGUCGUUGAGGGCCGCAUCCUUCAGGUCGACGCUGAGUCCAAGAAGAUCGAGAUGACCUUCCGCUCUGAGGAGGCACUGAAGUCCUCCACCUUGACCAUUGCCGACUUGAAGGAGGGCCAAGUUGUCGACGGCACGGUCAACCGCAUCGAGCCCUACGGUCUCCUCAUUCAGAUCCAGCGUUCCAAGUUGAAGGGCUUGUGUCGGAAGACCGAGUUUACCGAUAACAAGGACGCCGACGUCGAUGCCGCGUUGGAGGGCUUCCGUGCUGGCGACAAAGUCAAGGCCUGCAUCCUCAAGCUGGCGGAUCGCCGCAUAGCGCUGAGUCUCAAGCCCUCGCGCCUUGGCGAUGCUGGCUUCGUCGAGGAUGAAGAAGCGGAAGACGACGAUGAAGAGGAGCAGGAAGGCAUCAUCCGCGACGUCGACGCUGAGACCUCUGACGAAGAGGACGAAGAGAUGCCUGGGCAGGAGCAAGCCGUCGACGACGAGUCAGAGGAUGGCGAUGCGCCGGAACACGACGAGGACGAUGACGACGCGGACGAGGACGCCAUCAUGAUCGAUAUCCCUGCCGAGGUCACUCCCGCCCAGUCGUCGAAGCGUAAGGCAGCAUCCGCCACCAACACUGCCAGUCAGUCUCUUGAGCUCCUUGGCGGCUUCCAGUGGAAUACUGGUGCCGCCGAGCCUGAGUCUGACGCUGAAUCGUCCGACGGAAGCGACUCCGAAACCGAGCAGCCCGAGCGCAAGAAGCGGAACAAGCGCAAAGAGAUCGAGAAGGACCUCACCGCCGACAUGCAUACGAAGGCGCCAGAGUCUACGGCUGACUUCGAGCGUCUUCUGCUAGGCUCACCGAACUCGUCAUAUCUCUGGAUCCAGUACAUGUCCUUUCAGCUGCAACUCGGCGAAAUGGACAAGGCCCGCGCACUCGCAAGGAGGGCACUGUCGACGAUCAACUUCCGCGAGGAGAACGAGAAGUUGAAUGUCUGGAUUGCGCUGCUCAACUUGGAGAACGCCUAUGGAACGGAUGACAGUCUGGACGCCACCUUCAAGGAGGCUGCCCGCGCGAACGACUCCAAGACGGUGCACCUGCGUCUGGCCGCUAUCUUCGAGCAGUCAGGCAAGAUCGACAAAACUGAGGAACAGUUCAAGAAGACGGCCAAGAAGUUCGGUCACAGCUCGAAGGUCUGGACACUGUACGGCGAGUUCUUCCUUCGUCGAGGCGAAGUUGAAGAGGCGCGUAAACUUCUGCCGCGCGCUCUUCAGAGCCUUGAGAAGCGUAAACAUAUCAAGACGAUCUCCAAGUUCGCGCAGCUCGAGUACAAGAUGGCCGACCCCGAGCGUGGAAGGACACUCUUCGAAGGCAUCGUCAGCAUUCAUCCGAAACGAUGGGAUAUCUGGUCCAUCUACAUGGAUAUGGAGGCGACCCAGUCGAACAUUCAGAGCCUCAGAAAUCUCUUCAACCGAGUCCUUGCCAUCAAGAUGACCAGUCACAAGGCAAAGAGCUUCUUCAAGAAAUGGUUGGACCUCGAGCACCGGUUGGGCGACGAGGAAGGUGCCGAGCAGGUCAAGGCGAAGGCCAUCGAGUGGACGCAGAGAGCAAACAGUGCCUAG
Molecule: messenger RNA, 4465 nt
Organism: Schizophyllum commune H4-8
Lineage: Eukaryota; Fungi; Basidiomycota; Agaricomycetes; Agaricales; Schizophyllaceae
Product: nucleic acid-binding protein
Exons: 12
Coding region: 41-4465 (1474 amino acids)
Biological process (GO): rRNA processing
Cellular component (GO): nucleolus; small-subunit processome
Molecular function (GO): RNA binding; protein binding
Source: RefSeq, a predicted model, not a curated record